Molecule: messenger RNA, 3927 nt
Organism: Callithrix jacchus (white-tufted-ear marmoset)
Lineage: Eukaryota; Metazoa; Chordata; Mammalia; Primates; Cebidae
Source: RefSeq, a predicted model, not a curated record
UGCACUCCAGCCUGGGCGACAGAGUGAGACUCUGUUCCAAAAUAAUAAUAAUAAUAACAACAAUAAUAGUAGUAAAGGCGUUCCGACUCCACUCAGUGGUCUGUCCUGCCACCAUCAAGCUCAGAGUUCCUUUAGUCUCUCACUGCCAGUGAAAUUAAGAUGCAACCUGUGAUCAGUUUAUAAAGAUGUGUUGCUACUGGUGACCACAGAGUUAGGUGGCGGCAGAACAUCGACAGUACUGGCAGGCGUUUUAGAGUAAACUGUGAGUGGCCAUCCCCAUCCUGCUUCCUGGAUGGGUGGGGAGGGCAUGUUUUCAUUUUGAACCCUCCAGGUCAAAUUUCCAGAUGAAGCUGCUGCCCCGAGGCGGGUGUUCCACUGGCUUUCCUGACUCUGGACGUGACUUCCCUUUGACAAUGAGUUUUGCACAUGGCAACAAUUUCCUCUGUGUUCUCAGCGGCAGCACUGGAAAUGCCAUCUCUUUUGGUGGAUGAAGAUGCAUAGCUUUGUCAGUUUCCAGAGGGCCACACUGACGGGUGGAAGAGGAGCGCAGAGGAGCUCUGGGACCCUGCGCACAUCGCUCAACUCCCUGCCUCAGUCUCCCCAUCUGUUAAGUAAAGGGAUGGGAGGAGAUGACCCCAGCUCAGGGUACCUCUAGUUUUAAAAGUGCCUGAUUCUAGAACUCUGGGAGGAAAAGGCAGGAGGGAGGGGCUAGCCUACAACUGAGAGAGGAAAUGUGAGUCUCGUAAACAUGGAAGCUGCUUUCUCCCUCCCUCUCGGUGAUAAUCGCGGAAUGAGCUCCACCUAAAGACCCCUUGCUAAACUGCCUGGAGUCACAGCUCACCUUUAAGCUCUUAUUUACUUACGUAGUAAUCCCAAGAGGUUAAUUUGGGUAAAUCCAACAACGGUAAGAAGACACAGGUGGCCAGGAAGCUACAACGGGGUUAGCCCCUGAGUCCGGUUUUUUUUUAAAAAAAAAGCCAGGGGGAGGAAUGGGGAGAAAACGGGAACCAACAUUUACUAAGUACCAAAGAUAUGGCAGGCACGAGUCACAGCCAACACUCAGUCCUCACGACAACCCUGGGGGGUUGGGAGUAACAGUCCCAUUUGACACACGACAAAACCAGGGCUUAGAAAGGUAACAUGGCUCGGACACUUACUGCCACUCAGAAAACAGAAACCAAUCAACCCGUGAGGGUGUGUGUGUGUGUGUGGGGUGUGUGUGUGUGGGGGGGGUGCGUGUGUGUCUGUGUCUGUGUGUGUGCAUGGUGCGUGUGUCUGUGUCUGUGUGUGUCUGUGUGUGGUGCGUGUGUGUCUGUGUGUCUGUGUGUGGUGCGUGUGUAUCUGUGUGUCUGUGGUGUCUGUGUGUGUGUGGUGCGUGUGUGUCUGUGUCUGUGUGUGCAUGGUGCGUGUGUCUGUGUGUCUGUGUGGUGCGUGUGUGUCUGUGGUGCGUGUGUAUCUGUGUGUCUGUGGUGUCUGUGUGUGUGUGUGGUGCGUGUCUGUGUGUGUGGUGGGUGUCUGUGUGUGUCUGUGUGCAUGUGGUACGUGUGUGUCUGUGUGUGGUGCGUGUCUGUGUGUGUGUGUGGUGCGUGUGUGUGUGUGGUGGGUGUGUCUGUGUCUGUGUGCAUGUGGUGCGUGUGUGUCUGUGUGUGUCUGUGUGUGGUGCGUAUGUGUCUAUGUGUGGUGCGUGUGUGUCUGUGUGUGUGUGUCUGUGUCUGUGUGUGUGUGGUACGUGUGUGUCUGUGUCUGUGUGUGGUGCGUGUCUGUCUGUGUGCAUGUGGUGUGUGUGUGUGUCUGUGUGUGUCUGUGUGGUACGUGUGUGUCUGUGUGUGUGUGUCUGUGUGUGGUGCGUGUGUGUCUGUGUGUGGUGCGUAUGUGUCUAUGUGUGGUGCGUGUGUCUGUGUGUGUGUCUGUGUCUGUGUGUGUGUGUGGUACGUGUGUGUGUCUGUGUCUGUGUGGUGCGUGUGUCUGUCUGUGUGCAUGUGGUGCGUGUGUGUGUGUCUGUGUGUCUCUGUGUGUGUCUCUGUGUGUGUGUGUGUCUGUGUGUGGUGCGUGUGUGUCUGUGUGUGUGUGUGUCUGUGUCUGUGUGUGGUGCGUGUGUGUCUGUGUGUGGUGCGUAUGUGUCUGUGUGGUGCGUGUGUGUAUGUGUGUGUCUGUGUCUGUGUGUGUGUGUGGUACGUGUGUGUCUGUGUCUGUGUGUGGUGCGUGUCUGUGUCUGUGUGCAUGUGGUGUGUGUGUGUGUCUGUGUGUGUGUCUGUGUGUCUCUGUGUGGUGCGUGUGUCUGUGUCUGUGUGCAUGUGGUGUGUGUGUGUCUGUGUCUGUGUGUCUCUGUGUGGUGCGUGUGUCUGUGUGUGCAUGUGGUGCGUGUGUGUGUGUGUGUCUGUGUCUGUGUGCAUGUGGUGUGUGUGUGUGUGUCUGUGUGUGUCUAUGUGUCUCUGUGUGUGUGUCUGUGUCUGUGUGGUGUGUGUCUGUGUCUGUGUGCAUGUGGUGUGUGUGUGUGUCUGUGUGUGUGUGUGGUACGUGUGUGUGUGUGUCUGUGUCUGUGUGUGGUGCCUGUCUGUGUCUGUGUGCAUGUGGUGUGUGUGUGUGUGUCUGUGUGUCUCUGUGUGUGUCUGUGUCUGUGUGUGUGUAUGUGUCUGUGUGUGUGUCUGUGUCUCUGUGUGUGUGUGUGUGUCUGUGUGUCUGUGUGUGUGUGUGUGUCUGUGUGUGUGUAUGUGCGUGUGCGCGCACCGCAUGCAUUCCAACUUUUCAGUUCCCUGGAGCUGCACAGCCACCACCCUGCUGAGGUCAGUUUCGUCACUCAUUCCUCGGGUCACAUAGGCCCUGAUGACCCAGAUUUCACAGAGUGUUCAGCACAUCAGUCAACUUUCUCCCCGGAGGGGCCGGGGCUGGUGGGCCGUGCCCGCUCCAUGCCACACACCUAGCAUUCAGCGCUUCGUGAGGAAGCCCUGCUGUAAAUGCUCAGGCCCCACCCUUCCUUGUCAAGAGGAGCCAUGGGCUUCCUGCUUCUGUGUCACAAUGCGCCAUUUGUAGGGUGGUUCUUCCCCAUUCUUCCACGGGGCCAGGAAGGCAUGCUGCAUGACGGUGCAUCCGUGUUUAAACGUUCUUAUCAUGCAGAGGAAGGCAGAAAGCAAACAAGGAGGCAUUUCCUCAGCCCCUGCCAUCAGCUAAUUAUUAGCUGUUUUUACAGAACCAAGGGAAGUGGCACCCACAUGCUGUGCCGCCACCAGCCGGUGCUGGCUCUGUUAGCCUCUCCAUUGCCCCAAAGAUACCAACCACAUGGUUCCUGAACAAGAUGGUUACAAAUAAGCGAAGGGAGCCCCAAAACAAAACAAGAGAAAAACCUUUGCAAGGGCAAUUAUGAAAUUGACAGCAAGAGGCAGUGGAGACUGAAGUUGGGAGCAGGGAGGAGCUGCCUGGGGCACAAGGGACUCUGCACUUCCACACCGAUGCCAUUGUCAUCACUGUCACCUUCAUCACUCAUCUCUGCCCUUUAGGAAUGUUCCAAAGGUUCUUUACUUCUCCAAAGGUCUUUGGAUGCGAAGACUCUUAAUGCUAGAUGGGAUCUCACUGUGGGAAUCACUGAGAUGGGAUUUCCCAGGCUGGUUUUGAACUCCUGGGUUCAGGGCCUCCAGAAGUACAGGGAUUCCAGGCGUGAGCCACUGUGCCCAGCCUGCUCUGUUUUAGCCUGCCUGCCUGUGAUAACCAGAUGGCAGCACAGGGGCCUGGGGAAUGAAUGACCAAAGACAUUCACCCCCUAAAACGUAUGAUCAGAAAGGACAUGACUCUUGGAUAUUUUAGAAACAGGGUCUUCCUAUGUUGCCCAGUUUAGAGUCCAACUCCUGGGCGUAAGCCAUCCCACCUCGGCCUCCUAAGAAGCUGGGGCCAGGUGCAAGCUGCUACAUCUGGCUUCACUCUUUCCUUUUUAAA